CAGGUACAGGGACAGAGAACUGACUCACACAGGGAAUAAAGAUGAUCGCCUGAGAGACAUGGAGACGGCGAAAAACAGCCAUCCCUCCAAGGCACCUAACCAAAAUACAGGAAGUGAUGUCGUUCCCCUGGAGGAUAUGGACUCCAAUAACCAGAGGAAGGAUGCCCGGGCAGAGACGCCAAAGGAGGAAGAGAGAGAUGCUGAAGUGGAGAAUGUCCCAGAUAGCACUGUGCCAGCUGCAGAUGUACUCGAUGGCCAGGUGGCGCCACACAAGCACCGAUCCAACACAGUCGGCCCUCAGAAGAAACAGUGGAUUGUGGAUUUUGGAACAGUAAGCAAGGCCUCAGCUGUCGCUAUAAAAUCCAGAACCCCGCUCAUUCAGGGCCUCUUCGCACAGGGAACAUCUGACAAGACUCCAGUCACGGAGGGUGGGUCUCUGGAGGGGUUGAAACAGGCUCUCGAGACCUACGCAGUACCCGUGGAUCUAACUUGGAAAUGGGCAGAGGAAGGGGAGGCCCACACACUGGAGGAGAGCUGGACCAAGCUAGUGCAUUCUCACUGGAUGAUGUCAAAGACACAACGUCACCAGCAGGAGGCACUGUGGGAGUUCCUCCACACUGAGCUCACUUACAUCAACAAGAUGAUCAUCGUCACUUACCUGGUGAUGGCUGCACUGUCUAACCUGCACCAGCAUGGGUACCUGCUGGAGGUCACCUCAGAAAAACUGUUCUCGAACCUUCCAUCCAUUCUUGAAGCUCAUCAACGUUUUUGGCAGGAUGUGAUGUGCCCCAUGCUGCAGAUGGCUCGAAAGGAAGGGCGUCCAUUUGACCCCCUAAUGUUGGAGCCUGGCUGUUUACAGUUUCCAGAGCGUUUCCCGUCUUAUUUUGAGUACUGUUUGGAAGAGGAGAAGGCAGUGGAUUUCACAAGAAGACAGAUGGAGUCCAACCCCCACUUCAACGCAUUCCUAGCGUGGGUGGAGACGCACCCGCAGUGUUCUCGCAUGCGAUUGGGCGACAUGCAGGCGAAACCUCACCAGAGGAUUACCAAGUACCCUCUGCUUCUCAAAGCCGUCUUGAAGAGCACAGAGGACUCCGAGACCCAGGACUCCCUCAAGAGGAUGCUGUCCAGCGUAAACAACUUUGUGGACAACAUCAACAAUCACCUGGUGCAGAGGGACGAGGAGCUUGCCUUGUUUCAGUGUGCCCAGAGAAUAGAGGGCUACGACGUGAUGAAAGGAAUGAGUGAAGAAAUUGACAAGCAUGUCAGGGAGUUCUGCCAGUUUGAUUUGAUGAGUCCUGUGCGGGGGGUGGGCCCUGAAGUUAUCCGCAAGCUUCUAUUGGAGGACACCAUCAAGAUUAGAGGAAGAAAAGACAGCAAGGUUGAAGCGGUGCUCCUUCUCUUCUCGGAUGUGGUGCUGGUGACCAAAAGCCAGAGGAAAUCAGAGAAACUGAAAGUGGUGCGCCCUCCACUGGCCCUGGACAGAACUCGCUGCUCUGCCCUCAAAGACGGCAACUCCUUUGUCCUGGUUGAAGUGAGCGAUCUGGGCUGUGCUGUGAGCGUGUAUGCAGUCGCCACCUCCAGCCCUGAGAGCUGCUCUGCUUGGGUUUCUGCCAUCAAAAGCGCCCAGGACUCUUUAAGGACGCAGAGAGCAAGUGGAGUGAGUGUGGGACCAGAGGUUGUUCUGAUGGACACAUUCGAGUCCGAUUCCAUGGCAGAGGUGCGGCAGGACCAAUCAGAGUCCAGUGUCAACCCUGCAUUGGAUACUGCUGCUGUCAACCCAAUGGAGAACCAGUCAGAGGGAAGCAUUACACCUCAGCAGCUAACAGAGGAAAUUACAUCAGCAGAAAAUGUAGAUGCAGAGUUACAGGGAAAAAGGUGCAAAUUAAGUGAGUUCCGCAGCCAGUCAAUGUAUGGCAAUCUGGGACAGCAAGUGAGAAGCACUCCAAGGGAAGGUAUGCUGUCACAGCCUGGCUCUCGGAAGAACAGUGAAGGCAAGCUGUGGGAGUCGACCGAGAUUUUUGUGCCUGGUAUUCAUGAGAGGAGAGUCACCUGGAGUCAGUCACAUCAAACAGCGUCAAACAAACUUCAGCACGGCCGCACCCCAUCCUCAAGAGACACGGCUAGUGCAGAUAGGCCAAUCACCUCACACACUUUGCUGUUGAGUGGAUGCACGGAAGAGGCGAUCAUAUCAAGUGAAACAGCACCCAGCACAUUCUCAGUGAUCACUGAAUACGUUAGUGUUGAACCUGUCGGCCAGUCGAUUUACCUCAGAGUCGAGUCAGCUCAGCAAUCAGUCAGAUCCAACAAAUCAAACCAGUCGGAGGGAAACCAAUCGAGGCGGGACUCGUGGUACAGCCUGUCAGGCGAGGACGAGUCUUUGAUUGAGUCUCGGAGGUUUUCGCGCAAACUGAAGUCUCCGCGGCUACGAAGGAGGCGGCAAAUAAACAACCAGACAAAUACCGAGCCUCUGGCAUCGCACCGGGGAUCAGCGGACACUGGUCAAGCUCCGACAGGUCUGCCACGAAACACCACCUCCUUAUCCAACUCUGACUCCGACAGCAGCCACCGUCAGCAUGGCAAACAGGCGGAGGGCUCCCACCGUGUGCUCAAGCUGGGCUCCCUCAAAAAGCUCUGGAUCGUGGACCAGCAGGACAGACUGUCACCAGACCUGAACACCUUCUCAGAGCCCGAGCUGCCCAGGAGAGCGCCCAAAAAAAAAACUCACAAACCCCCACUGAAGACCCAGAGGAGCUCAUCCAUCCCAGAAGCGAUCUUCCAAGGGCCUCUGGUCCGCUCGCCACCAAAGAAGCACUUGAGGCCCCCACCUGCCCCAUCCCCCCCGCCGAGCUACUUCCAGCUCAAGGACUCCCCUCUGGAGAGCCUCCUGGAGCGUGCCAAGGGGCGCGAGAAGGGGCGGGAGGGGGCAAAAAAUGGUGGCAGGAAGGAAGAAAAGCCCGCCACACCUCCAGAUCGUUCACCUUCAUCCACGUUCUCCACAACCUCCUCUUCCUUGCCCAGUGAUGGGGACCGAGAGACGGAGGGGGAGGAGAUGAACCCCAAAAGGCUUCGAGUGGCCGGGCUGUCCCAUGGGUGGCGGGAGGGAAACGUGGACGGGAGUGAUGAUGAGAGGAAGAGCAGCCCUGCGUACCCAGAGGGGGCUAGUGUCGACUGGCCAGGCUGGUGCUUCGACGAUGAAGAAAUCACCCAUUUCUUGUCCCCAAAUGAUGACGAGAGCUGGGGCGAGCUAGAGAAAACACUAACUUCCAUGGACUUCAGCCACAAAGGGCCACCAGAGGAGAGCCAGUGUAGUGAGGUUUAGUGGGUGGGACCCCAUAGGAAGGAGGAAGAGGAAGGACGAAGAAGAGUUUGUUUAAACUUAAACAGCACAUUUGUCGAGCGUUUGUAUAAAAUAUCUUUGAUUUGACUUGUCUAGAAAGGUGUUAUUUCAGAGCAUAAAACAUUUCAGUUACUUUUAGGGUGUAUCUGCAGCUGUCUCAUUUUUUAAAACAUCUUUUAUUAAUGUGUAAAGCUUCCUGUAAUUUCUUUGUUUAUACUAAUAUUGUGUAAAUAUUCUGAGUAUAUAUAUAGUAAAAUAUAUUAUUUUUGUAAUUAUGUAUCGUAAAUAGUGUAUAUCAAUUAAAACACUGUAAAUAUC
Molecule: messenger RNA, 3655 nt
Organism: Alosa alosa (allis shad)
Lineage: Eukaryota; Metazoa; Chordata; Actinopteri; Clupeiformes; Clupeidae
Gene: plekhg6
Product: pleckstrin homology domain containing, family G (with RhoGef domain) member 6
Exons: 15
Coding region: 59-3319 (1086 amino acids)
Biological process (GO): Rho protein signal transduction; endothelial cell migration
Cellular component (GO): axon; endocytic vesicle; plasma membrane
Molecular function (GO): guanyl-nucleotide exchange factor activity
Source: RefSeq, a predicted model, not a curated record